Messenger RNA from Camelina sativa (false flax), 1108 nucleotides. Lineage: Eukaryota; Viridiplantae; Streptophyta; Magnoliopsida; Brassicales; Brassicaceae. The record is from RefSeq and is a predicted model, not a curated record.
UUAUGGAGCAGAGGAGGUGUUGCAGGUACAGUCAACCUUGUCUUCACUUGAGAGUGUUGACUGGACUUCAGUGGGCUUCUUUCUUGUUGAACUGAUUUGUGGCCCAUCUCACAUAUAUUACUUAUAUUCCCCCUCAAACUUGUGGUGGGUGAAACACCAACACCAGGUUUGGCUCUGAGAUCCUCGAACUCUCUCUUUGGUAACGACUUUGUGAAAAUAUCAGCUAGUUGAAGGCGUGCAGGUACAUGCUGUGUUUCAAUGUGUCCCCAUGCUACUUGCUCCCUAAUAUAACGGUAAUCAGUAUCGAAGUGCUUAGUUCUUUUAUGAAGAGCUGGAUUGUACUUAAGUAUACUGAUGAGAGAUUAUCACAUUGGAGCAGAGUAGGGAAUUGUUGAGGUAUUCGCAGGUCACGCAAAAGAAAGGAAAGCCAGGUGAUCUCAUGAGCCGUAGCAGUGAGAGCUCUGUAUUCAGCCUCUGUUGAUGAGUUUGAGACAGAUUUACCUUUUGUUGUAUAGAUCAAAAUGAUAGUAUAAUUUGUAAUCAAUCGAAUUUAACAAGCAGCUAGGCGACUAACAAACACUUCAAAAGAAAAAUUGAAGAAACCUUGUAUCGGGAGAUGAAGGUAAUUUGUAUUUCUGGUUUAGUUAAACUUUUUGAAGGCCUAGUGAGGCCCAUAUCUCUGUCGAAUAGACGCAAUCGCGGUAUUAUUCGGCACGGUGCUCUCGCUGUAAUUUGUCUUAGCGGAUUCGCUCUCUCUCUCUCUCUCUCUCUCUCUCUCUCCUCUUCUCUUCUCUUCUUCCUUGUCUCUUUCUCGAUUCAUCAUCAUCAUCUAGCCUGGGCUAGGGUUUAUCAGUGGAUUUUGGCAAUGGAAGCGUCAUCUUCGCAGCCACCUGAAGCUUCUGAUGAAACUGGUUCAAAGUUUCUGAUUGACUUUCCUUCACGCGGUUUCUUGUCUUCUUCUACCGUCGUCUCAUCCAAUCCGGGAAGCUUACGGGCUACAUUUGUGAGCAUGACACAUCUCCCCCAGCAAUCUUUUCAUCUUCUCUCUGGGUGAGAAAUGGAUACAGUGUAAAAAGUAAUUAGGAGUCGCCGGAUUAUCAGAUGCAUU